UACAUGUCACAUAUAUAUAUAUAUAUUCCUCAUUAAAGUUUUCAUAUAUUUUAAAUAGCAGUAUUCAAGUUGGAGAAGUACUAUUGGUAAGAAAAGUUUGUUCGUGACAGCAGUGAAAUUUCAUAAUGGAUAAUUUCUCAUUGAAGAGUGGUUUUCUUGAAAAUGUUAGUUUUUCUAAGUCCAAAGAGGAUGCAGAUGGUAGUCAACAUGUGUGUGACAUUAGUGAUUCUGUAUUGAUGAAUCAAUCAAUCAUAAUAUCGGGGAAUGUAAGCAAUGUUAAUUAUGAAAUUCAUGAUGUUAGUAAUACCUCUGCCAACGAUGAAUUGAAUACUAAUAUUGAUGCAUUGAUGCUGGAUAAGAAAGCGAUUUUUAUAGAAGAUAAACAUGAUAUUGGUUCAUCGAAUGAAAAAUCUCUAAAUAAACAUUGUUUGGAUGAACAUAUUUUUUCAAUUUCCUGUAAUCAGUCCGAUUUAUAUAUAAGUAAGAAUUUGGAUUCUGUGAAAGAACCAGAAGUAGAAAUCACCUCACGCGAAGAAAGUAAUGGAAAAUUUCUAGUAAAAUUUCACAUAAAAAGUUUCGGAAAUGUAUAAGUGGAAUCACUUUAGAUAAGUGAGAAGAUCUAUAAAUUGACAUUCACCUCCACGGAAGAUCAACUAUGGCAAUGCAUAUCAUGAAAAUAUGUUGAUGUGAUAUAAUUUAUUUACUGAUUAGAUGAUCUGUUAUUUUUAUUACAUUUUCAAAAUACUUUGAAUGGAAAAGCUUAGGUUAUUUGAAUUUUAUGAAUAAAUAAAUAGAUAAAUUUAUUAUAAAAAUAUGUAAAAGUAUGUUUAUCAAAAAUAAUUGCUUUCCAAAAUAUUAAAGUGCUUUAAUUUAUAAUCAAGUUUAAUCAA
Messenger RNA from Phymastichus coffea, 890 nucleotides. RefSeq lists its product as uncharacterized. Lineage: Eukaryota; Metazoa; Arthropoda; Insecta; Hymenoptera; Eulophidae. The record is from RefSeq and is a predicted model, not a curated record. The coding region runs from base 126 to 590 and encodes 154 amino acids. The transcript has 3 exons.